This is a messenger RNA of Lottia gigantea (owl limpet), 567 nucleotides long. RefSeq lists its product as hypothetical. NCBI's taxonomy places the organism in Eukaryota, Metazoa, Mollusca, Gastropoda, Lottiidae. The coding region runs from base 1 to 567 and encodes 188 amino acids. Gene Ontology annotation, molecular function: actin binding; muscle alpha-actinin binding. The record is from RefSeq and is a predicted model, not a curated record. Gene Ontology annotation, cellular component: adherens junction; stress fiber; filamentous actin. Gene Ontology annotation, biological process: muscle structure development; actin cytoskeleton organization. The transcript is spliced from 5 exons.
AUGGCCGCACCAGAAAUCGCCGAAUGUCAAUUGAGAAGGAAAGAUACUAGUCAACCAUGGGGAUUUCGAAUGCAGGGUGGAGCCGAGUUCAACAUGCCCCUAUACAUGGCACAGGUUUCAUCAAAAGGUAUUGGUGGUAAAGCUGGUUUAAAAGCAGGUGAUGCUAUAUUAGCUAUUUGUAAGACACCUGUACAAGGGUGGACACAUGAAAGAAUGAAAGCCGAGAUGAUCCGAGCUGGUAAUGAAAUGGAUUUGACAGUCCAAAGUCGUGUCGUUCUAUAUUCCAGAAAUGUGGUCAACACACAGGCUGCUCAAGCUCACAUUCAACAAACACAUCCUGAACCAAGAUCGGAGGUUGAUGACGGUAGCAUUAACCCACACAUGAACGAAGGAUCAUCAUUUAGAAAUGUUAAACCUAAAACUUAUCAGAUAUUGGAGAGAGAAGCUCCUGGUGCCGGUACUCGAGGAGCUGGUCCAGCAUCCAUCUUUGCCAAGAAGAAAAAUGACAGAUCCCAAUAUUUACAAGCAGGUGGUCCUACCAUUCAGAAGGCUUUCGGACAGCAAUAA